CAGUCCCGUCGUAUGAUGAUGUCUCGGCCGUCACCGCUGCACUCAAGUCCCACAACGUCGACGUGAUUGUGUCUACACUGUCCAUCGAGGCCAUUUCUGUGCAGGUGCCCCUCAUUGACGCGGCGAAGCAAGCUGGUAUUAAGUUGUUCGUGCCCUCCGAGUUCGCCGCACCCUCAGAUGGACACACGGGGCCUGAAUUCGGCGAGAAAAACAAGAUCAUCGCAAAACUUCAGAGCGUCGGCCUGCCAUUUCUCCGGAUCUAUAACGGGGUGUUCACCGAGUUCUUAACUUGGGUUGUGAAUUUCGACCCUGCGGCGAAGAAGCUGUAUGUGAUUGGUAAAUCGUCGGGCAUUGUCUCCACCACAUCCAUCAGAGAUGUUGCAGGCUAUGUUGCCCAUAUCCUCACCCACCAAACUACCUCUGCCCUCGAGAACCAGAUCCUGCGUAUUGAAGGCGACCGCAUCUCGGGCUUUCGAUCCCUCGGCCCCCUUCUCAAUGCAGAAGUUGAGACAGUUGAGACGAUGGGAGGGGAGAUGCCCAGCUUCAAAGCGUUCUUGAUGGGCAUCGCCGACAACGGUCUGGCUACCACUGGCCACGGAGUCCAAGGUUUGUCCGAUGAGGAGGCCUCCAAGAGCGGGAACGCGUUGUGGGCAGGACACCA
This is a messenger RNA of Mycena citricolor, 661 nucleotides long. The record is from the annotation of a GenBank genome assembly. NCBI's taxonomy places the organism in Eukaryota, Fungi, Basidiomycota, Agaricomycetes, Agaricales, Mycenaceae.